Messenger RNA from Ceratosolen solmsi marchali, 1088 nucleotides. Its product is annotated as putative deoxyribonuclease TATDN1. Gene Ontology annotation, cellular component: cytosol. Bases 54 to 983 code for a protein of 309 amino acids. Gene Ontology annotation, molecular function: single-stranded DNA 3'-5' DNA exonuclease activity. The transcript has 2 exons. The record is from RefSeq and is a predicted model, not a curated record. Lineage: Eukaryota; Metazoa; Arthropoda; Insecta; Hymenoptera; Agaonidae.
UUUAAAUUUAAAUUAAGUUUAAUAUAGUUUUUGUUCAGUAUAGGUAUAUUAAAAUGUCUGAAGAUGCAAGUGGAUCAAAGAUGGAUGAAAAAGUGUCAGCUGCAAUGACUCAAUGUUUUGAAAAUUAUGUUUUAGUAGAUGUUGGAGCAAAUCUUACUAAUAAAAAAUAUAGUCGAGAUUUGGAUAGUGUUAUACAAAGAGCUAAAGAUUCUGGAGUUCAGAAAAUUAUGGUGAAUGGAACCAGUAUACGUUCUAGUAAAGAGGCUCUACGUCUUACAAGAAUUUAUCCUGGUAAUUUAUAUUCAACUGCAGGAGUUCAUCCUUAUGAUGCCAAAUCUUGGGAGGAUCCACAUACAUUAGAAGAAUUAAAAAGUAUUGCUAAUAAUCCAGAAUGUGUUGCUGUUGGAGAAUGUGGAUUAGACUAUAAUAAUUUUUCAGAACCCAAUAUUCAAAGAUCUGUAUUCCAUAAACAAGUAGAACUUGCUUGUCGCUUAAAUAAGCCACUUAUAAUUCAUGAGCGAGGUGCUCAAGGAGAUGUAGUGGAAGUGUUAAAUCAUUAUAUGGAUCGGUUACCACCAGUUCUUAUUCAUUCAUUUAUUGGUACAGCAGAAGAAGCGCAAAUUUAUCUUGAUCAAGGUUUUUAUUUAGGAAUAACAGGAUACCUCUGCAAAGAUAAAUCUAAUAGUGGUGUAAGACAAUUGCUAGAAGGUGGUCAAGCAUCUCUAGACCGAAUCCUUGUAGAGACUGAUGCUCCUUUUAUGUAUCCGAAUACUAGAGCUAGUAAAUUGCCUGUUCAUGUGAAGGGUGCAUUAACAGAACGCUCUAUGACUUUUCUUCAGCGUUACUGCACAUUUCAACGUAAUGAACCAUGUGCUUUGCCAGCUAUUGUGGAAAUGGUUGCUGCAUUUAUGCAUAAAACACCAGAAGAAGUCGCGCUUGCUACUGCUUUCAAUGCUCUUAAACUGUUUGGUCUAAAUCAAUGAUAAUCGAUGGUGAAAUGUAAUUAUAUUUCUUUUUAAUAUUGUCAGAAUCUUAUGAAUCAUCAAUUAUUAAUACAGUUUUGAUGUUUGAAUACUGAUUGAGUUACU